Messenger RNA from Cylicocyclus nassatus, 3602 nucleotides. NCBI's taxonomy places the organism in Eukaryota, Metazoa, Nematoda, Chromadorea, Rhabditida, Strongylidae. The record is from the annotation of a GenBank genome assembly.
AGGCGCCCCCAUCCGUGUCAUGUCUUCUGAGGAGGGCAGGGCGCCGCUAUGCAACACUAAGCGAGAUCCACCGAAUCCGAUUAUGAAUCCACAUUCAAUUCUCAUUCAACCAAGAACAAAAACCAAUGAGUUCCUUGUUGUGCUGAAAUCGAUAUCCUUGAAAGGAUUUUUCCGGCUUUGGGGCACUUUUAUCGGACAAUUUCCAUUCGCUUUUCUCAUAUCGGGUCUUAUUUUAUGUUCUUUAUCAUGCGGGAUUGUAAAGCUUCAUUUACGGGACAAUGUUCGAGAUGGUUAUACACCUCGUACAUCACGGUCUCGGCUAGAGACCGAUCUUUACCGCGAGUUUCUUGGGUCUCAAGGGGACCCCGCCAUGACUACGGUAUUAAUGCUGGCCAAAGAUAAUGGCUCCAUGCAUCGGUUGAAUUAUCUGCAGGAAGCCGUACAAACCAUGGUGCAUAUCUCCAAGAAUCUCUCCGCUACCGUAUCUGAUGGUAGUACGGUCACCUACAGUAACUUUUGCGGACAUUACUGUGAUUCAAAUGUGGUUGUGGGAUAUUUUCUCCAAUCACUCAUUCAAAAAACCUUGAACCCGGGAUCAAUGUCAUUACAACUGACUUAUCCCAUUGCUGAUCUUCGGGGCAUUAAAUUGCAUUUGGAGCGCAAUUUCUAUGGCGUCAAGACUACAAACAACUAUAAUAUCACAAACAUUGAAUACGUCAAGCUCAUCUCCAUGUCGUUUAUGGCCGAAAUGAAAACAGCAGCAGAUACGGAACGACUGGGGGCUUGGGAAUUAGCCUUAUUUGAUUACUGCUCUAAUUAUACCUCAAACAAUGAUAAUAUGCUAGAAUUACUGGUCAUCGGUGCUGAAAUUGUCGACACGGAAAUGAAUAAAGAUGGACAACGGAUGUCACCGUAUUUUGCAACAGGAUUUUCUAUUAUGUUUGCCUUUGUCUGCAUCACCGUCUGUGGUUCUUCGCUAUAUUUCAACCGAUUACGGUGGAAUACGGUACUCGUUGCCGUCAGUUGCGCUAUCGUGCCAGUUUUGGCUAUCACGACCACACUUGGGCUCAGUUCACUCGUGGGUAAUCGAACCAAUUCGCUCAUGCUUAUCAUGCCGUUUUUGAUCAUGGGCAUAGGUGUGAAUGACUCAUUUCUCACCGUGCAUGCCUGGUUACGUCAGCCUCUGCGACAGUCAGCUGCAAUACGGUUAGGAAAAGUCCUUGGCGAGGUUGGUCCAUCGAUUACAACCACGACGUUGACCAAUGUCGUAACAUUCCUUAUUGGAUGGUUGACGCCAACUGAAGAAAUAUCAAUUUUCUGCUUCGGUAGCGCAAUGGCAUUGGGUUUCGCUUACAUAUAUACGGUGAUCAUAUUCUGCCCGAUUCUAUACUACUGCUCGCCAGAAGAAACCAAAGAAGUUCCAGAAGGAUGCUUCCGACGGAAGGGCAAGCGCUUCUUCCGUGCUGUUCUUCACGGUUAUAGUCGGUUUCUGUCCGAUCGGCGCGUGGCCAUAGUACUGUUCAUUGGCACUUUGGUCUACUGGUACUUUGGUAUCAUGGGCACCGUUAGCAUUACAGCCAAGCUGGAUACGGAGAAGAUCCUUCCGAAGGACACGCCGAUUCAUCGACCGAACCGAUUUGUGGAGAGCAUAGUCUGGGCCGAAUAUUAUCCCGUCACCAUUAUCGUCAACAGCCCUGUUGAUAUUCGCGAUGCUGACAAGCUCAAUGAGAUCAACACCUUUGUGGGCGAAUUCGAAUCAUUGCCAACUUGUCGAGGCUCUAACUUCACCAUGUUUUGGCUACGAGAUUAUACCGAUUACUACUGGGGAGUCGGUGUCAAUGAUUUCGAUUUCUAUUUCGAUGCUGAUGAGUAUCCUGAUGAGAAAGAGUUUGGAUAUAAGAAGCUGCCUGGCUUUUUGGGAAAUCCUCUCUAUAAGCAUCAUAAGGCUUUCCUUAACAUUGAUUACAACAAGACAGUCACUGUUCGCAAAUUUUCAUUGAUGGUAGUGUAUGAGAACAACACAUCAUGGGACGACAGAAUAAAUUUGAUGCUCAAAUGGAGAGCUAUUGUUGACAGAUAUCCAAACCUCAAUGCCAGCGUUUGGAACGUCAACGCCAUGUUUGUAGACCAAAUGCUCAGCUUGAAGAAGCUAACCUGGCAGACAUGUAUGUGGACGCUAUUCUGUAUGGCAAUCGUUUGUACCAUCUUUAUCCAAAAUCCGGUUUCUGUCGUGAUGGCCACGACCGCUAUCGCGUCCAUAAGUCUUGGAGUUAUGGGAUAUCUCUCAUUCUGGCAUCUUGAUUUGGAUCCGGUAUCGCUUUGCGCUGUUCUGAUCAGUAUCGGUAUGGCAGUGGACUUUGUCGCCCAUACUACCUAUCAUUUCCAGCUAACAUAUCGUGAAGCGAUUCGAAAUGGGCAUGAGGUGCGAGUGGAUCUGAACACACCAUAUGAUCGGAUGCGUAAUACUAUCAGCAAUGUCGCUUGGCCCAUGUCUCAAGCUGGAAUAUCCACAGUCAUUUGUAUUCUCCCCAUUGUGGUGCUUCAGAACUACAUCCCAUUGGUGUUCGUAAAAACAAUCACCCUUGUCGUUAUCUGGGGUUUAUGGCAUGGCCUGGUACUUCUUCCAGCAUUCCUUUCUCAGAUUCCAUUGCCCCUUCUUAACUUCAACUGCUAUCGAACGCUGGUCAGCGCUCGAGCAGAUGGUAGCGGCCAGGAGAUGUCACUUUUGGAACCGGAAUCUACCCGAGCAUAGUCCCAGAAUUUUCCCACCUCUAGGAUUUGCGUAUUGAUUGUUUUUUUUUUUGUACAAAGCGUUGCAUUCUGUUGUUUGCCCUUGUGCGACUUACACCACAAAAGUCGCAACUUCUCACUAUUCCCCUGCAUUAUCAUCUUAAAUCAGAUGAUAUAUCGAUGCGCCGAGUCCCCUUAUUCGCCAUCCACUCUAGCUAAGCCUCGAAUCUAACUCACAUUUCUCUUCUUUGUUGUAUAUGGCCUUUUUAUGUCAGGGAUCUGAUGGGCAUGACCCGCUCUACUUACAAUAUUCGGAUACAGAGUAUUUUCUAACGAUUCAGUUUCCUUGUUGUUUCAUGUUGCACUCUUGCCUCACUGAUUGUUUCUUUGUAACAGACGCUCGAAAGUGUUUGCUUUGCUCAUCGCUACUGCGCAUAAUCCACAAAAAAAAACUCUAAAAAACAUAUACUUUCCUGAUCUCCGCUAACCUCGUUUUUCUCUUAAUUUUGUAGAUCAUGCCAGUAAUUCGACCCAUCAGGUCUUUCUACAAAAGUAUAUUCGUUCGAGCGUCUCACUACUGUGUACUGCACAGCAGUACGGGUAUUGUACAUUCUUAUAAUGUUGCUAUGUUUUAUGAGAUUUUCUAGACACUCACAAACUUUCAAGGUGGUAUGAGUAUAGUAGUUAUCAUUAGAGUCAAGCCUCUUCCAAUCUCUAAAACAUCCUUGUGAGAUAGUCAGCUUUAGUGAGAUGAGAUCAGAUGAGAUCUUGUCGGCGUUACCGUAUGUGGUACGUUUAAUAUGCACAAAAUAUAAAUAAAUGUCUGUAAAUAUACAUAGCUCACUUUCUCUGAAUAAAUUGUUUUACAUUCA